AUGAUUGACAACUUCUUCCAGGACGUGACUCGUCUCGUUCGGUCUCAAGGGGAGCCUGCUGCCAAGGCGCAUACAGUGCUGAGGGAGGUGUCGGAGAAGGUGCAUGAGAUUUUGGUGAAGAGCAAGGGUGCGGAGGCUUGGGAUACUGCGGUUGAUGUGAUUCGGACUUUGGAUGGGGCUAUUAUUGAUUUGGCGGAUUUGGUGGAGGUGGCGGUUGGAGAGGACGAUGAUGGAAAGUUUGUUAUGUAUCAGAGGAUAAAGGAGCAGAAGGCGAAGGACCCAGGAUCGAGGAGUAACGAUUGAGAUAUCAUUGGAU
Messenger RNA from Laccaria bicolor S238N-H82, 316 nucleotides. RefSeq lists its product as uncharacterized. The transcript has a single exon. Bases 1 to 303 code for a protein of 100 amino acids. The record is from RefSeq and is a predicted model, not a curated record. NCBI's taxonomy places the organism in Eukaryota, Fungi, Basidiomycota, Agaricomycetes, Agaricales, Hydnangiaceae.